Leguminivora glycinivorella is the source of this 1310-nucleotide messenger RNA. Its product is annotated as probable serine/threonine-protein kinase clkA. The record is from RefSeq and is a predicted model, not a curated record. Lineage: Eukaryota; Metazoa; Arthropoda; Insecta; Lepidoptera; Tortricidae. The transcript has 4 exons. Bases 134 to 1189 code for a protein of 351 amino acids.
GCAGUGUUUGUUGGUGUUACUGUUUUUGGAGUUUUUGGUAUUGUAAACCACAAUGCAAAUUGUUUGAUCGAUUUGCACGUUUUACUUUAACAUCAAGUACUCUUGUAUAAGCAUUCGUAGUCAUCAUAUUAAAAUGAUGGACGACGCGAUAGAUAUGUCAUUAGAUGACAUAAUAAAACAGAGACAAAUUGGCAAAAACAACCAAGGAAAUAACCGGAAUUACAACCAGGGUGGUAACAAACCCUACAACCAAGGGGGAAACAGAAAUUUCAACCAGGGGAACCAGAAUAGAAACUACAACCAAAAUGGAAAUAACCGGAACUUUCAAGGAAAUAGGAACCAAAAUGGUCAGAUGAAUCAUGGAGAUCAAAACCAUAAUGGUAACCGUAAUAACCAAGGUGGCAUGAACCGGAGUUUCCACGGUAACCAUGGCAACCGAAACUGGAAUCAGGGGAACAUGAACCGUGGACGGUCUCAGUCACGGGCAAGAUCACGCAGCCGCUCGCGAUCUAGAUCUCGUUUCUCCCGCGAAAGCUCCCAAUCUCGCUUCUCCCGCGCCGGCUCACAAGCUCGCUCGCAGCGCUCGCAGUCCCGCGCUCGCUCGAGAUCUCGCCAGCGCUCGAAAUCUCGUUCCCGCUCGCGCUCGAGAUCCACGUUCACGCCGCGAGGUCGCGCCGGGCUAGAUGAGCCGGUUAAUGGAAUUCCUGACCUAGUGCGGGUUGGGAAUUACUCAGGUGGUUUCCAGAACCGAAACAGACAAAACUACAACCGGCAAAACUCUCACUCGAACUACGACUCUGACUUGACCGUUAGCGUAGACAAUAACUUCUCUCGCAGAAACAACUACCUGAAUAAAAACUCGCUCAACCAACUGAACAACCAAUAUAACAAGCAAGGUUUUAAGAAUGGACCUGGUUCUGUUGGAUCAAACAGAUCCAACUACUCAAAUAGAUCGAACCACUCGAAUAAGUCUUUUAAUCACUCGAAUAAGACUUUCAACUCAAACAAGUCGUUCGGUAAUAGACAGAAGCAGCCGUUUGCCAAGCAGAUGUUGGAUCCGGAGCUUCAGAAGCAGAUAGCAGCGAUACAGAAGAAGAUCCCAGGGACUAUAGUGAUUCCUAGCGGAGUUGAUUUUGCACCAACGCCGGCAACAACUUUAAUGACACUUCACGAGAGGUUUGGAUCGUAAGGUUUUUUUCUAAUAAUAAAUCUACCGUGAGACACUGUCAUAUUAGGGACCGGCCACACUUAAGAGACUCAUGUCCUGAGGUGCGGAACGGAUGUCCGCUCCACGCCGCCUGAAUGUAAUU